Messenger RNA from Antechinus flavipes (yellow-footed antechinus), 2091 nucleotides. It is a transcript of the gene ADM2, whose product is annotated as adrenomedullin 2. Gene Ontology annotation, cellular component: extracellular region. The transcript has 3 exons. NCBI's taxonomy places the organism in Eukaryota, Metazoa, Chordata, Mammalia, Dasyuromorphia, Dasyuridae. The record is from RefSeq and is a predicted model, not a curated record. The coding region runs from base 601 to 1092 and encodes 163 amino acids. Gene Ontology annotation, molecular function: hormone activity. Gene Ontology annotation, biological process: positive regulation of heart rate; regulation of systemic arterial blood pressure; adenylate cyclase-activating G protein-coupled receptor signaling pathway.
UAACUCGAAGGGGCACCUUUUAUUCUGCACCAUACUGCAUCUUCUACCUAAUGUCUCAGGUGUUUGGGGCUCCCUAUAACCAGCCAGUGCUCCCGAUGGCCCUUCCAGCGGCCAGAACCCAAGAGAGACCCCGGCUGUGGCUGUUCUCCGCCCCCCCUCCCCCCCUGCUGAGGCAGGGGGUUGGGGAGCCGACUCAGGUCCCCAGCCACUGGGGCAGGAGAGCUGUGGGGGCGGGGAAGGCCGAGGGGGUGGAGAGCCGGCCAGCCCCGCCCCGGCCCGAAGGGGAAUAUUUAACCUGAGCAGAAGCUGGGCUCUGCCGGCUCCCGCAGACCCAGCCAGGACAGAGGCAGGACAGAGCCAGCUGGCUUCCAGACCGCUGACGGCCGCUGCGCUGACGUCCGCCCGAGGCCCCCCGAGCGGCCCUGACCCCGGAAUCUCCCAGCACCCCACUUGUUCCUCCCUAGCACGUUCACCCGGGACUGACAGAGCCAGGACAGACGGGCCCCCGUGCCAACAGACAGACGGACCGCCGGAGCGCCCCUCCAAGCCCUAGCCCGGAGCGCGGACCCCCCCACGAGCCCCGCGCAGCCCCCGCCUGCCAUGGGCUGGCUCCUACCCGUCACCCUCGGUUGCAUCAGCCUCCUGAGCCUCCUGCUCCCGGGCGCGCUGUCUCGGCGCGCUGGUGAGGACCCGCUGCUGGCCCGGCCCAGGAAACCCCCAGAUGGGCGAUACCCUCAAGACCUUACAUCUGAAGCUGUGCUGAAUAAGGAGCCGGUGGCUCUUGGAGGUCAGGGAGAACCCCAUCUGGAGCCUCUUGUGGAACUGCGCCCUCAGCGCUCACAUCACCACCGCCAACACCGUGGGAAGCUCCGGGACCACGGGGGCAAGCGAAGGGGCCAGGGGCCGAGGAGGGCCGGGGGCCGGGGCCGCAGGCACACCCGGCGCCACCACACCCAGUUCAUAAGGAAGAGCUGUGCCUUCAGCACCUGCCAGCUGCAGAAUCUCAGCCACCGCUUAAGGCAUUUCUUGGGACAGGAGGGGAAGAAGGACUCGGCCCCCGGGAACCUCAUGAGCCCCCACAGCUAUGGCUGAGCAGCCAACCCCCCCCCCUUACAGCCCCCAGAACUCGGCACAGGCACCCCCGCGUGUCGCGGCCCUACUUGCGUCUCCGGAUGAAUUAUUUUCCUCUCUGAGGCUGAGCUUUCUCAUACAUCAAAAUGGGGGUGGCCAUUGAUACCGACACAAUUCGCCUCAUUGGGGUGUUGGGAGGGAGUGCUUUGGAAACCUUAAAAUCCAAAAGAAAUGGGGUAUUUUGUUAUUGUUAUUUGUUAGUAGCCUUGUUCGGAUCCCACCCGGAGCCUGCACCCGUGCCCCAACCUGUAGCAGCUCCAGGGCUCCUCCCACACAGCACCUUAAAAGUCUUUGAGUUCGGCCCUAUUUUACAGAUGCGGAAAAUGAGACCCAGUCUCCAUAACCCUUGGGGAGACACUCAUGGCCCUCUAAUGGGGAUUAGGGAUUUCCCUCUAAUCCCAGGGAGAUUUUCCGGAGCCCCUAACCUGGAGGAAGGUGACUAGGGUCCCUCGCUCUGGGGAGAUACCCCCCAAGUCCCCUCUCCCAGGACACUUCCAGCUGCCCUUGAAAACAUGAAACGGCUCAGAGGAUAACCUGAGGGACCUUGGGAACUGUCCAGAACCCUUCUAAUCUGGGAAAUAAAUGCUGAGGGCCCCUCUCAGCUUGGAAGAAAUAACCUUCCUACUUCUAGGGAAGAUGCUCAGUCCCCUCUAACUCCUAAGGGCCCCCUGAACCCAGGAUGCUACCUGAGGGGUGCCCAGGAUGCCGACCCGGGCCUAGGGCCCCUCGAAUCCGGGAAGAUGGCAGGGACCCCCUCAUCUCCCCGGCGGUCAGGAAGAGCCUCUCAGCACGAAGGGUCCUGCACAAAGACUUGUGGAGCUCGACGCGUCUUCAUUUUCUUGACCAACGUUCCCAGAGGCCUCCGGGUCCCUCUUGCCUAGUUGGGGCCGUGGGUGGGGAGGCGUAAAUUAUUCUUUGUAGAUGUAUACCUGUUCAACUAAAGCUAGCUUUGUGCAUUCA